AUGGUGCUGCCCAUUUCUUGGGCGAUUAUUCCCGCUGUCCCCUCACCGCCCUUGCUUUGCAGUUGCAGGUGCUGCUUGCUCUGUCUCGGUGUCUCCGAUCCAAUCCAAGCUGCAGGAGCCCUCGGAGAUGAGAUUAUUCCUGGCAUUGGACAGUUUGUUACAACUGAGCUAGCAACGGAUAUUGUUAUCACUGUAGGGGAUGUCAAGUUCUAUCUUCACAAGUUCCCUCUUUUGUCCAAGAGCUCCCGCCUACAAACACUGGUGGCGUCAACAAGCGAGGAGAGCAACGACGAAGUGGACAUCUCCGACAUCCCCGGCGGGCCAGCGGCGUUCGAGAUCUGCGCUAAGUUCUGCUACGGCAUGGUGGUCACCCUCAACGCCUACAACGUGGUGGCCGCCCGGUGCGCGGCGGAGUACCUGGAGAUGUUCGAGACGGUGGACAAGGGGAACCUCGUCUACAAGAUCGACGUGUUCCUGUCGGCGAGCAUCUUCCGGACCUGGAAGGACUCCAUCAUCGUGCUGCAGUCCACGAAGUCACUUCACCAAUGGACAGAGAACCUCAAGGUGGUGAACCACUGCAUCGACGCCAUCGCCACCAGGGCGUCCAUGGACCCGUCGGAGGUCGACUGGUCCUACACCUACAACCGGAGGAAGCUCCCGUCGGAGAACGGCGGCGACGCGCACAGCUGGAACGGCGUCAGGAAGCAGCAGGCGGUGCCGAGAGACUGGUGGGUGGAGGACCUCUGUGACCUGGAGGUGUGCCUGUACAGGAAGGUCAUAUUGGCCGUGAAGGCCAAGGGGAGGACGGGCAGCGACGUCGUCGGCGAAGCGCUGCGGGCCUACGCGUGCCGCCGGCUGUUCGCGUCCCUGGACCAUGCCGUCAGCAACAGGCUUGACUGCACCAAGCACCGUGCCGCUCUUGAAGCCGUCGCCGAGCUGCUGCCGGCGGAGAAGGGAUCGGUGUCUUGUGGUCUCCUUCUGAAGCUGCUCAGAGCUUCGUGCCUGCUGGAGUCCGGUGAGGCCUACCGCGGCGAGUUGGUCAGGAGGAUCAGCGCGCAGCUGGAUCGAGCUUCGGUCUCGGAUCUUCUGAUGCCUGCUGAAUCCGGCGACGACGCAAUGUACAAUGUUGACAUGGUGGCUGCGAUACUGGAGGAGUUCUUGCUGCAGCACAGAAUUAAUGGAAGUGAUCAGGCAAAGCUGAAGGAAGAUGAUGACAACAUGGAUGUAGCUGCUGACGACGUGAUCGCUUCUUCGAAGCUGGCGGCUGUCGCAAAGCUGGUGGAUGGAUUUCUCUCUGAGAUCGCCAAGGACCCGUGCCUUCCUCUAGAGAAGUUCAUCGACCUCGCUGAAUCCAUGCCUCCCCUGUCUCGACCGGUGCACGACGCGCUCUACCGCGCCAUCGACGUUUACCUCAAGGAGCACCCGGGCAUGUCGAAGGGCGAGAAGAAGCGGCUGUGCGCGCUGAUGGACUGCAGGAAGCUGACGGCGGACGCGAGCGCGCACGCCGUGCAGAACGAGCGGCUGCCCCUGCGCGUGGUGGUGCAGGUGCUCUCCUUCGAGCAGAUCCGGCAGUCGGCGGCGGCCUCUGCCGCUGCCCCAGCACGCUCACUCGUCAUGCCCAGGGACGACGGCGCGUCGUACGGCGGCAGCUCGAGGUCGGCGACCACGACGGCGACGGAGGACGAGCAGUGGGGCGGCGGCGCCGUGGGCGGCGCGCCUACGACGUCAGCGUCCGGCGGCGACGCCAGCUCGCUCCGGUCGGUGAGCCAGCUGUCGGCCAACAAGAGCGGGAGGAGCGGCGGCGACAGGAAGACCGCCAAGGGCGGUGCGGUGGCGCCGGCGCCGGCGAGGAGGGUGCUGGGGAAGCUAUGGUCCAUCAAGGCCAGCAGCGGGGAGAACAGCGGGUCGGACGACACGUCGGAGAGCCCCGCUGGCUCCCUCAACCUGGAGGAGACCAAGUCAACGCCGUCACGGAUCACGAGGCAUUCUGUGUCAUAG
Messenger RNA from Miscanthus lutarioriparius, 1998 nucleotides. The record is from the annotation of a GenBank genome assembly. Lineage: Eukaryota; Viridiplantae; Streptophyta; Magnoliopsida; Poales; Poaceae.